UUAUGCUUCUCUCUCUCUCUCUUUCUCACACGGGGUUUCUCUCAAGAAUUUGCCUUCGAACUCAUUGGCCUCUGGAAAUUCUCGAUGGAAGAUCUAACCCUGCACGACGACGUCGAAUCAGAGGAAAUCUACGAGCCCUUUUUAUGCUGCGUUUGCCAGGAUCUUCUGUUCAAGCCCAUAGUGCUGUCUUGUGGUCAUAUUUCAUGUUUCUGGUGUGUCCAUAAUUCCAUGAGUGGCCGGCAUGAGUCUCGUUGUCCACUUUGUGGGCAUCCCUAUUAUCACUUUCCUACCAUCUGUCAGAUGCUUCAUGUUUUGCUCUUGAAGAUGUAUCCUGUUGCCUAUAAGAAAAGGGAAAAUAUAACUCUAGAAGAGGAAGUGAAAAGAGGUGUCUUUUCACCACAGUGUAAUGCUCAAGCAUGUGUUCAUCGGGGUGAUCCAGCCUCUUUCUCUACCAUGGAUUUUGAGUCAAACUCAUCUUCAGACCCUUCUUCCACCAGGAAAGGGGAGCCUUAUACAAAUCGGGAGCUUUUGUUGUCCGAUUCACUUUUCCAAGAUUGUGGCACAUGUACUCUGAUAGAAACCUCUGAUGGGAAUUCUGAUGUAAUCAGGAAUGUGGCUAUUGAAGAAAAGAAUUGCAAGCAGGUUUCAGUUGCUGAUGUGCUGUGUUCUGCAUGCAAGCAACUACUAUACCAUCCUGUGGUUCUUAACUGUGGCCAUGUAUAUUGUGAAAGUUGUGUCAUCAUCCCUGCCGGUGAGAUGCUUAAAUGCCAUGUUUGUCAAGCCUUGCAUCCAAAAGGAUUUCCAAAAGUGUGUCUGGUGCUUGAUCAGUUCUUGGAGGAACAAUUUCCUAAAGAAUAUGUGCUGAGAAGAGAUGCUGUUCAGCUCAAACAUGUUGAUUUCGAACACAAGAGUGUGACGAUCUGUUCCAGUUCCGCCGAAGCUGGUAAACAAGGAGAGAAUUUACUGCAGUCUCAUACUCGCUCAAACAUUCAUUUAGGAGUUGGUUGUGAUUCUUGUGGGAUUUUUCCCAUACUUGGGGAUAGAUACAGGUGCAAAGAUUGUGUGGAGAAAAUUGGUUUUGACCUUUGUGGUGAUUGUUACAAUACGCAGUCCAAGCUUCCAGGGAGGUUCAAUCAAAAGCAUACCCCAGAACACAAGUUUGAGCUUGUAAGGCCCAACUUUCGUAAUAUGUUGGGGCUGAUGGCUAUAGAGCACGAGGACAACUCUCUUUUAAUUGAUACUGAUGCCUCAGAGGAUUCGGAAAAUGGAUCUCCUGCUCCUGGCUCACCCAGUAGUGCUCAGGAGAAUGCUGAGAGCGAUUGGGCUGCUACUAGUGCCCCCACUGAUGGUGGAGAGGAUCAAACUGGUUCUCAGUCAACCACUUAAAAUUCUAGACUGAGCUGAAGCCAUGAGCAUCCUUCCUAGGGUUCUGGGAGUUGCUUCCUAUCCAGCAACAUUAGACUUCAACCAUUCAAGGCACAAUUGAAGCUGCUUUUGGGUAUGUGUGAGAAUACAAAAGACUUCGUGUUCUUCUCGUCGGUGUCUGGACGCAGGUGUAAGGGGUCAUGUGUGUAAUGGUGUGUCUCCAUGUUUCCACAGGUUUUGGUGGAUGAUUCAUACAGUUAUUCAAUCUUUGGUUGACGAUGCAUUCACUCAUUGUGAUUGGUUAUUUUUAAAAGUGAAACAUAAGUUAGCUGUGUUUGAUGAGUGAUGAGUACAUAUUCUGUGUGCUCUUGUCAGCUUCAAAUGUAGCACUGCUAAUGGGAAUGCAUUCAAUAUAUGCAUCUGCAUUGUAUUCACUUUGAAUGCGUAGUCAAUGCACAUGUGUAAUUACUUGGUAUCCCAUAAUUCAUUAGUAAGUACACACUCAUGUAUGAGAUUGGACAAUGUAUUAUGCAAAUCUUACACAAUUGGAUUUCUGCUUGAGAUUGGGGAAGAACAACACCUGCCCACCUUUCUCUUCCAAGGGAAGAGAUUCAAA
Corylus avellana is the source of this 1981-nucleotide messenger RNA. The record is from RefSeq and is a predicted model, not a curated record. NCBI's taxonomy places the organism in Eukaryota, Viridiplantae, Streptophyta, Magnoliopsida, Fagales, Betulaceae.